CGAAAAUCUUAAAGGCCUUUCCCCUUCCCUCACUGGGCUCAAACAACAGCGGGAGCCGCCCUGCCACUCCCCGUCGCGGUCCAGGGGAGCAGGCUAGCUGACUGAGGGCGAUCAUGGGCCCCAAAAGGUCUGCGGGCGACGCGGGCUCCCACCUCAGGGCGCAGCGACUGGGGCGAGAGGUGCCGGCAGCCCCCAAGCCAGCCCCGCGGCAAGGAGCCAGAGAGACGCGCCCUCCCCCUCCUCCCACGCAAGCCUCACACAGCGGGGCGGGCCAGACGCGGGAGAAAGGGGCGCGCUCGCCCCGCCUGGGGAACCGGGGCCUCUCCCGGGCAGGCUCGCCUUUGUCCCGGGACUCUGGGCGCCUCCUCUCCGCCCUCGCCCUGCCCCGUGAGGCCGCCACUGGGCGCCUCACCGUGAUGUUGCAGUGGAGCGUGAGCUGCGGCGGCGGCUCCUGGUUCUUGUGGAAGAUAGAGGCCAACAACUUCAGCUUGGCCUUGAACCCUCACACGGACAUUUUACUCUCACCUCUGGCGGGAGGGGCGCGGAAGAGUUCAUUAGUUUCUGUUUGCUCUCAGUUAAUAUCCAGCUCAAUAGAUUGUGUAAGUAGAAUACCCCCAAACUGAAAGUCACCUACAUAAAAUAUAGUGAAAAAUAUGUCACCCACUUAAACUAUAGUUGAAAAUAUGUACUCAUUAGUUUUGUGUAGCCAACACUGGAUAAUGGGUAAGGGGAAAGGAUCCCAGGGCUAGACUGCCUGGGUUCAAGUUCCGAUUUCCUGCUGGCUGUGAAAUACUUGACAGCGUUCAGCCUCUGUUUCUUUUCUUUUUUUUUUUUUUAGCUUAAUCCCAAAUAUGAUAGUAAGUCUCAGUUUCUUGAUCUGAAAAACAGAAAUUAUUCAAUGACAGUCUAUGUGAAAACUUUAAAGUUUUCAAAGCCACUAUCUAGCUUAGGAAAGUCCUCAGCUUUAGGGGUUAAAGUUUUUAAAACCACUGCCUGGUUCAGGAAAGCCCUCAGCUGUAGCCAUUAUUAGCUAUGAUUAUUAUUGUGGUGGCUACACAUACAUUAAUGAGGCAGGAAAAUGCUCAAGGAUAACAAGCAAGUAUCCAGAUUAUCUCAUCAGACCAAGACAGAUGCAUAUGCAUGCAUGAUCAUGUUUUAGCUCAGAGCCAUUUGUCUAAAAGGCUCUUGAACUCAGAGGCCCAGGAGUAUCAACUUUGCUUUGCAGUGGAGCCAUCGCUUUUGUUAAUCAAUGAAAUUGACAUAAUGCUCUUCUUUUUUUUUUCC
Homo sapiens (human) is the source of this 1284-nucleotide messenger RNA. RefSeq lists its product as uncharacterized. NCBI's taxonomy places the organism in Eukaryota, Metazoa, Chordata, Mammalia, Primates, Hominidae. The transcript is spliced from 2 exons. The record is from RefSeq and is a predicted model, not a curated record. The coding region runs from base 114 to 623 and encodes 169 amino acids.